AUGGAGAACGGAAGAGCAGGAAGAGAAGUGGUGGUCUCCGCCCUCCAGUUUGCUUGUACCGAUGACAUCUCCACUAAUCUCGCCACUGCUGAAAGGUUGGUUAGAGCUGCUCACAAGAAGGGAGCAAACAUUAUUCUCAUUCCGGAACUAUUUGAGGGACAUUAUUUCUGCCAAGCUCAAAGAGAAGAUUUUUUUCAGCGAGCAAAGCCUUACAAGGGCCAUCCUACUAUUCUGAGUAUGCAAAAACUUGCAAAAGAGCUGGGUGUCGUUAUACCAGUUAGCUUCUUUGAAGAGGCAAAUAAUGCCCAUUACAAUUCCAUAGCCAUAAUUGAUGCUGAUGGAGCCGACCUUGGGCUCUAUAGAAAGUCUCAUAUUCCAGAUGGACCAGGUUACCAGGAAAAAUUCUACUUCAAUCCAGGCGACACUGGAUUCAGGGUUUUCCAAACUAAAUUUGCAAAGAUUGGAGUAGCAAUAUGCUGGGAUCAGUGGUUUCCAGAGGCAGCUCGUGCUAUGGCACUGCAAGGUGCUGAGAUAUUAUUGUACCCCACUGCUAUUGGUUCUGAACCUCAAGAUGAAGGACUUGAUUCUCGUGAUCAUUGGAAACGAGUUAUGCAGGGCCAUGCUGGAGCUAAUUUGGUACCUCUAGUAGCUUCAAACCGCAUUGGAAAGGAAAUAAUCCAGACAGAGCAUGGAAACAGUGAGAUCACAUUUUAUGGAAACUCCUUUAUAGCAGGACCAGCAGGGGAGAUAGUUGCAGUGGCUGAUGACAAAGAGGAAGCUGUUCUUGUUGCAAAGUUUGAUCUAGAGCAAAUCAAGUCCAAGAGACAUAGUUGGGGGGUAUUCCGUGAUCGACGUCCAGAUUUAUACAAGGUUCUUUUGACAUUAGAUGGCAGUAAUCCCGUAUUGUGA
Molecule: messenger RNA, 909 nt
Organism: Dovyalis caffra
Lineage: Eukaryota; Viridiplantae; Streptophyta; Magnoliopsida; Malpighiales; Salicaceae
Source: the annotation of a GenBank genome assembly